Messenger RNA from Penicillium manginii, 2022 nucleotides. It is a transcript of the gene tktA, whose product is annotated as transketolase tktA. NCBI's taxonomy places the organism in Eukaryota, Fungi, Ascomycota, Eurotiomycetes, Eurotiales, Aspergillaceae. Gene Ontology annotation, biological process: pentose-phosphate shunt. Bases 1 to 2022 code for a protein of 673 amino acids. Gene Ontology annotation, molecular function: transketolase activity. Gene Ontology annotation, cellular component: cytosol. The record is from RefSeq and is a predicted model, not a curated record. The transcript has 7 exons.
AUGGGUUACUCUGAUCUGGACAAGUUGGCUAUCAACACCAUCCGUGUUCUCGCGGUUGAUGCCACCUCGAAGGCCAACUCGGGUCACCCCGGUGCCCCCAUGGGCAUGGCCCCGGUCUCCCACGUUCUGUUCAACAAGUUCAUGAACUUCAACCCCAAGAACCCCGACUGGGCCAACCGUGAUCGUUUCGUUCUUUCCAACGGCCACGGCUGCAUGCUGCAGUAUGCUCUGCUGCACCUCUUCGGCUACGCUCUCUCCAUGGAUGACCUGAAGAGCUUCCGUCAAAUCGACAGUAUCUGCCCCGGUCACCCCGAGUCUCACGACACCCCCGGUAUUGAGGUUACCACUGGUCCUCUGGGUCAGGGUUUCUCCAACGCCGUUGGUCUGGCCAUUGCCCAGGCCCACUCCGGCGGUGUCUACAACAAGCCCGGUUUCGAGCUGUUCAACAACUACACCUACACCUUCUUCGGUGAUGGCUGCGCUAUGGAGGGUAUCGCCUCCGAGGCUGCCUCCAUGGCUGGUCACCUUAAGCUGGGCAACCUGAUUGCCAUCUAUGACGACAACCACAUUUCCAUUGGUGAGGAUCAGCCCAACUAUGGUGACACCAAGUGCGCUUUCACUGAGGACGUCAUGCAGCGCUUCGAGUCCUACGGCUGGCACACCGAGUGGGUCAAGGACGGUGACAACGACCUCCAGGCCAUUGAGGAUGCUAUCCGCAAGUGCCAGCAGGUCACUGACAAGCCCUCCGUUAUCAAGCUGACCACCACCAUCGGUUUCGGCUCCAAGCUGGCCGGUACUGGCGGUGUUCACGGUAACCCUCUCAAGGCCGAUGAUGCCCAGCACGUCAAGAGCCAGUUCGGCUUCGACCCCAACCAGAGCUUCGUCGUUCCCCAGCAGGUCUACGACCUCUACAACCAGCACGCCGCUGAGGGUGCUGCCAAGGAGCAGGAGUGGAACCAGCUCUUCCAGAAGUACCAGCAGGCUCACCCCACUGAGGGUGCUGACCUGGCCCGCCGUCUGGCUGGCAAGCUCCCCGAGGGCUGGGAGAAGAAGCUCCCCACCUACAAGUCCACUGACGCCGCCGUCGCUUCCCGCAAGCUGUCCGAGGCCGUCCUGGAGAGCAUCCACGAUGUCAUCCCUGAGCUGCUGUCCGGCUCUGCUGAUCUGACUGGCUCCAACAACACCCGCUGGAAGAACGCCGUUGACUUCCAGCCCCCCCCACACGCCAUGGCUGCUGUCAUGAACGGUCUCGCCGCCUACGGCACCGUCAUCCCCGCCGGUGGUACUUUCCUGAACUUCGUCUCCUACGCCGCCGGUGCCGUCCGUCUGUCGGCUCUGUCCCGCGUCCGUGUCAUCCACGUCGCUACCCACGACUCCAUUGGUCUGGGUGAGGACGGCCCUACUCACCAGCCUAUUGAGACCCUGGCUCACUUCCGUGCCCUGCCUAACUGCAUGGUCUGGCGCCCGGCCGACGGUAACGAGACCAGCGCCGCCUACUACAUGGCUCUGACCUCCAAGCACACUCCCUCCAUUCUGGCCCUGACCCGCCAGAACCUGCCCCAGCUGGAGCUGUCCACCAUUGAGAACGGUAUCAAGGGUGGUUACGUCGCCGUCGACACCCCCAACGCUGCCGUCACCCUCAUCUCCACCGGUUCCGAGGUCAGCAUCUGUAUCGAGGCUGCUGAGUACCUCCAGAAGAACCACGGCAUCGCUGCCCGUGUUGUCUCCGUUCCUUGCUUCGAGGUCUUCGAUGCUCAGGACAAGGCCUACCGCCUCCAGGUUCUGCCCGACGGCAUCCCCGUCCUGUCCGUCGAGGCCUGCUCCACCAUGGGUUGGGAGCGUUACUCUCACGAGCAGUUCGGUCUCAACCGCUUCGGUGCCUCCGGCCCCUACAAGCAGGUUUACGAGAAAUUCGAGUUCACCCCCGCUGGUAUCUCCAAGCGCGCUAUUGCCACCAUUGACUUCUACAAGGGUCACUCCGUGCGCUCCCCCAUCAACCGUGCUUUCCAGCAGAUCCUGUAA